Fusarium poae is the source of this 1401-nucleotide messenger RNA. RefSeq lists its product as uncharacterized. The record is from RefSeq and is a predicted model, not a curated record. The coding region runs from base 1 to 1401 and encodes 466 amino acids. Lineage: Eukaryota; Fungi; Ascomycota; Sordariomycetes; Hypocreales; Nectriaceae. The transcript has a single exon.
AUGCGCGACAACGACCCCAUCCAAGGCUUAGGCCUUGAGUGUCCGUCCGGCAGUACAUUUCAUAUCUGCAAAAACGACCCCAACCGAUUCAUUGGAUGCUGUGGCAUCAAUCCCUGUGGAGCCAGAAAGGGACUCUGUCCUGACCAGCGUCUCUACGCUGCAAGCUUCGACAAAGCUUAUGAGGAGUACAUCCCGUCUCAAGCUUGCACCAACGACAAUGUCGAUGUUGCUUGGCAUGCUUGUUCCUGGUCUACAUCUUCUUUCAUGGGAUGUUGUGCUGUGGAUCCUUGUUCUGGUGGUUGUCCAGGUAGAGAAUUGCGAGCAGCCAGGCUGAGCGACGACUCCAAAAACGCAGAAUUGUUUCUUGGUGAGGGCUAUGACUAUCCUCCGGAGCCGGGUUCUACACACAGUACUGAACAAAGUCUUGUCACGAGUACAAGUGUCAGUUCAGCUACCGCAAUUACAACUGCCGCCAUCUCAAGCUUCCUGACUUCAUACACCCUAGACACAAUUUCUGAGGCGGACACUUCUUCGGUGGAAUCAGCCGCUCCUAGUCAGGAGAGCCACGAUCACUCCAAGGACGAUAUUUGCGUGAGCAAGGGUGGCUUAGCAGGUAUCAUGAUUACACUUUUAUUCCUCUUCAUCGCAGCUAUAUGGAAGGUUUGGAAACACAAAAGUCACAAGAACAAGGGGAAAGACGAUGAUGAAAAGUCAAACACGUCCGACGACGGUGGACUGGUGCUGGCACAACAGACAGUUCGACGCAAGGCAGCUCAGACUCCGGACCAAAGCAAACAUUGCUCAGUGCAACCAACUAGUCCACCCGACACAUCUCAUCAUUUCGAGAUACAUCAUCCAUACGAUGCGUCCAAGAUUCCGGAUCAAAGCAGACAUCACCAGUUGCAACCGACUAUUCAACCGACUAUUCAACCCGACACAUUUCAUCAUCCCAGGCCAAACCAUCCGAUCAAUCCAACUUUGGACCAGAAGAAGCCUGAAGCAGCUCGACAAACCGGAAAUCUUCAACUUCCACCUACCCCCCUGCCAUCUAAGAGUCCACCACCCAAGAAUAAUGACGUCCUGCCAACGUUUCCGCAACCCUCAGAGCUCCCAGGUGACAUUCCAGGAAUACAGCCUGAUCAACGCUUCAGUUUUGACCUAGAAGGAAGUUCUGUUCGUGAUUUCAAUGUCAAGCCGCCUUCACCUCUACCCAAUCCCUCCAAUGUUCAGAGCAACACUAGGACUCCGCACGAUUCCUUGUCUUAUGUAAUGAACGAGAUGGCAAUGAAGAACGUUCAUACGCCUAACAGAAAAAGCGACACUUCUAAGAUCGGUACUGCUUCUACCGGGGGUGUGAGGCUUUCAGACCCCGGUGCCAAGUUCGACUCUACGAAGAAGUGA